Molecule: messenger RNA, 561 nt
Organism: Fusarium oxysporum Fo47
Lineage: Eukaryota; Fungi; Ascomycota; Sordariomycetes; Hypocreales; Nectriaceae
Exons: 1
Coding region: 1-561 (186 amino acids)
Source: RefSeq, a predicted model, not a curated record
AUGAGCCAAUCUUCUAAUGGCCACCCCAGUGAGGGGUCUGCUUCAAGCCCGGCCAUGUGUAUGUCCUCAAGCCGUUCUGUGGUCUCAAGCUCUCCUACGCCCGCCAACAGUGAAUCAGUUCCUAAUCGCAUAUCCCCUAUGGCGAGUGAGACUCCAAGCGCAAACUCCCAAUACAAGGACUACGAAGAAUCCCACGAUGACAGGCUUCCUGCUGCUCCCUCGCAGAUGGGCAUGACCGAUCAUGGCAGUCGAACCUACCUCUCCCUAGGUGAUGUAAGACAUCAUCCUGUCUUCAUCAGCAGACGUCCACUGACUUGCCCUGACCAACUUGCUCGACAAACGAAACUCCUCGCGACCCAUUACGAUAAGCUCUCAGGCAACAUCGCGAUAUUCGGCGACAGGCUUCACAAUUUGCACGAUGCGAUUAACUUAGUGUUGGAGAGACAAAAUCAGGAAGUCAACAACCCCAGGUCGUUCGUCACAGACCCUGUACACUGGCCCGAUGAGGCCGCAUCGGCACAGCAUUCUGCACACAGCCAGUCGACUCCAGAUCACAAUUAA